AGUUAUUGAAAUUAUUGAUAGGAGGUCAGCAGGGCUCUGAGGAUUGUGUGAGUGUGUGUGUGAUAUGUUGCUUUCUUCUUUGAUUUUAUGAUUCAUCCUUUUUAUACUUUUCUCAACCCCUUCGAGUUUCUCUGUGACUCGAAUGCACCCGAUAAAUUUCGGACGUUCGAAUCGAUGUACGGAAGCACUGAGUUAAAGUCGUCUGUGUCACUCCCUGCAGGAAACAAUCCAUUAUCUGUACGGACUGUGAAAAACACUAUCUGAGGUGCCAUGAGAGAGCUGAAGGUGGUGGUGCUAGGUAGUGGAGGUGUUGGCAAAAGUGCACUCACAGUACAGUUUGUUUCGGGUGCCUUCAUGGAAAAAUACGACCCUACUAUAGAAGACUUUUACCGUAAAGAAAUUGAAGUCGACUGUGCACCCUGUGUUUUGGAAAUUCUAGAUACUGCAGGAACAGAACAGUUUGCUUCAAUGAGAGACCUUUAUAUAAAAAAUGGGCAGGGAUUUGUCGUUGUAUACAGCGUUACCAGUCAUCAGACGUUCCAAGACAUCAAAGGCAUGCGGGAGCAGAUUUCUCGUGUCAAGGGCCAGGAUAGAGUGCCUCUGCUGUUGGUGGGCAACAAAAGAGACCUAGACCACCAGAGGGAGGUGGCCAGAGCCGAAGGAGAAGGACUCGCCAGGCUCUGGGGGUGUCCUUUCUUGGAGUCCUCGGCCCGCUCCCGGCAAGAUGUCGACGAGCUCUUUGCAGAGAUUGUGCGAGAGAUGGACCUCUCGGCUGUCACACAGGGAAAGGGAAAUGUCUGCUGUUGUUGCUGCAUUCUCUGAUGAUGGCAUUUGGGGCACUGUGUGAAGAAUGAACAGUUCUGCCUUAAAGUACUGACCUCCCAAAGAAACUGACAUUGUGCCCCCGUCUCUUUAUGAGAGGCACUGGAUACGCCAGCACAGUGUGUAUGUAAGAACUGGUUCUGCUAAUGUUUCCAUACAAGGCUUGUUACAUGAAAACAUUUACUAUUUGGAUUGGAGAUUUUAUUUUUCCGUUUUGUACCCCACCUUCAUAUUUCCUUAUUUGUUAGAAAAAUUCCAAUCUGUAAACUUUCAUGUAGUCAAAUACUUGUAAGAUCAUGUUUGUAUCUUGUAUAUAUCUACGUUUAUAUAUGUAUAAUUUAUGUGUGCGUAUGUGUGUUUGUGACAUAGAUAUAUAUAUAUCAUUUAACUUAACACGGACUAUUAACCCUUUCAGAGACUCACCGUUGCCUUAUAAUUCAAUAGUUUCUAUUUUUACAAUGUUUGUCUGACUAAGGAUUUUUUUUUUCUCUCAGAGAACGGUUUGGUUUGUUUUUUGAAGAAUACACUGGAAAAAAAUUAGGAAUUAUCUUCAAAAUUAAAUUUAUACAAUUCUGUUUGUACUAUUUAUUAUAAUAAGAUGGAUUUUGUGUGAGUGCAUGGUAUAUUUUUUUUGUAAAAUCAACUGCUUUUUUUUGUGCGAAUUAACCUUCGAAGCUACUACUUCAUGAGGAUUGUUGCAAAUAAAACUCAUAAUUUGUGAUUAGUGUGGGGGAAAAAAUGUCCUUAACCUGCUCAUGUGUGCCAACCAAGAGAAAAAGAAUUAUUGCUCAAAUAUGUGUUAAUCAAACUGUAAUAAUUUACAUAUAUGCCCAUCAGGAGAAAAGCAAUAAUUUAUGCAGAUUUGUAUGGCAAUGAGAGAGAGAGAGAAAAAAAUGAAUUACAUGUAUCUAUGCCCAUAUGAAAGGGUUAAUAGCAAGAAUUGAAUAUUGUUAGCAUCUGAAACAUAAUGAAUUCUGAAAUAGCUCCUAUGAAGAGGGACCAUUAUCAAUCUCAAAUAGAUUAUUAUGCUUAUUUAUAUUUUAUGUGUACCCUGCUAAUAUGAGCCUUGUAUGCAUUGGCAUAUCCAUUUAUAUGUAUAUAAAUAAUAAUUAUGUGCAUAAAUUUCAUGCAAUAUGCUUAUAUGCAAUGAACUGUGCUGGUGAGUGAGGACUUUACUUUCUAGAUUUCCAAACGGUUUAGAUUUGAUGGAAGAUAUGGACACAUGUACAAAUAUACAUAUAAAUGUGCAAGUUUAUGCACUUACUCCAAAGAGCAGAUCUGAAUAUGCAGAAAAUAUUUUUUGUUGAACUUCAGUAGACAAACUUAACAACAUUAUGGCAUUCAUUUCAAAGUGCAAUGUGUGGAAAAUGUUUUAUAUAAGAUAAACAUUUUUAAAUUUUAAAUGGAAUCAAGAUAAUGCAUCAAAAUAUAUAUAUUGUAUAAAAUAUUUUAAAGCAAUGACCAUAAUGUAUUUUUAAAUUUCUGUUUAUAACUUUGGAAUUUGUGAUGUGCUUAAAAGCCAGGGGGCAAUAUUGAAAGAAAUUAACUCGCAUGUGUAUUUUAAGCUGUAAUAGCAGCAACCAUUGUAUUUUUACAAAUUAAUUUUCUGCAUAUAUAGUAUACUGUCAUGGAUAGGUGGAUGGCAAAGUAAUUGCAAAAAUGAGUUUUUGAAGUAUUUGAAGAAACUAAUUUUGGAUUCAGUACUAACUAUAGGGAAAUGUUGGAAUUAGAGGUUUUUCCAUGCUUUUAUUUGGCAGAGAAAACCAAAUAAGCAAGCUUCUACAGUAAAGCUAACAUACAAUCAGUAACAAAAAUGGGGAGGGGGGGGGGGAAGAACUUGCGAACUGCCCUUUACCCACCUAUGGCAGUAUCAAAUAAUUGAAAUGUUGAUUUAGAUUUUAAUUUUAACAUUUCUUGUGCAGAUAAGAUUAUAUUUUACAAAAUCAAUUAUUUAAUUACUUUGCUGUGAGUGUAAUAAAAUGAUUCUGUAAUGUGAAACUUCCCAGAAAGGUAUGCACUGAAAAUUUUACUUUUUAUUCUACAAAAUCAUUCAUAAGUUUGAGAUCAGUUAUAUAACGUUCUAAAAUUAAAAACUAUAUACUACUUGUAUUCAAUUUUGCUACAAAAGUAAUUUUUAACUUCACCAUUCAGAAUAAAACAUCAAAUUUUAAUCAAGCAUUCUUGUGCAAAGGUUAUUUACAGAAUUGAUUUUUCUCGUGCAAUAUCUUGAACAAUCAUCAUUGCCUUUUACUUACAUUUUUAAAACAAAUUCUCCAUUUUUUUUCUUGAAAAGAAAAAGUAACUUCAUAGACAUAGCUUUUAUGCAAAUUUUUUUUAAAUAACAUCUAAGUAUGUCAUUUAAAAAAGUAAAGUCAUCUUUCAAAUAUACUUUUUGGAAUUCUAUCUGCAAUACCCUUCUAAGAUUAAGUAUUAGUUUUUUUUGGUUGAUGCAAAUGGAUGCACAAAAAAAAAAAAAAAAAAGCUGCAUUUACAUGCUGAGAUAUGACUGGUGUAUUAUAUUUCAUACAGCAAAAAUUUAACUACAUAUAACAUAAGAAAAAAGCAUAAAACUUUUCCUUUGUGGUAUGCUCAACUAUCAUUUUCAAAAUAAGUUACUUGGUGCUGUUCUUGCUUCAUAUUGUAUGUCAAACCGUAUAUCAAACAAGGUAUGCGUACAUGAAGCACUUGCUGAUCAAAAUUUGACACGUGUGCAUAAAAUCGUUCCAUGCUCAAUGGCUAUAUUUCAAUAGUUGUAUGUCAACAAUGGUUUUAUGUAUAUCAGUGUGUAUAUGUACAUAACCAACUUCCAUAGAAAAAGUUGGUAAAGAAGGGAAGAGAGCGGAAUCUAAAAUUUGGAAAGAUGUACUCAGCUGCAAUGUAUCUUCAAUUUUGUAUCUGUACAGUCAAGAUGAAUAAAUUUUUAAGAAUAUUUCA
This is a messenger RNA of Uloborus diversus, 3756 nucleotides long. RefSeq names its product ras-related protein Rap-2c-like (gene Rap2l). The coding region runs from base 271 to 822 and encodes 183 amino acids. Gene Ontology annotation, biological process: Rap protein signal transduction; negative regulation of cell migration. Gene Ontology annotation, molecular function: GTP binding; GTPase activity; GDP binding. Lineage: Eukaryota; Metazoa; Arthropoda; Arachnida; Araneae; Uloboridae. The record is from RefSeq and is a predicted model, not a curated record. Gene Ontology annotation, cellular component: plasma membrane. The transcript is spliced from 5 exons.